AUGGAGGUGGCCCUGGUCAACUUUGAGAGCCUGGAGGAGCUUGACGGCAGUCUUGAGGAUGAGGUGGACAACUAUGCUGAUGAGACCACAGCUCUCACGGUGGACCUACCCCCAGAGGACACCAGCUCAGGCGGCAACUACCUUCUGCGAGCUUCUCAACUUUCCUCUACUCCCUCCCAUCACAGUACUGUGCCCUCCUGCAUUUGGGAAUCCACCUCAUCUUCACCCAUUCAACAAGCACAGACACUGGUGGUGCCCCAGUCCCCUACGCUACCAUCCCCAAGCAGGCAGGGGCGCAGUAGCUGUGCCAGCCUAAUCUCCAACUGGAAAUUGCUGCUAAGUAGUGAGGGCACUAAGGAGAGUGAGACGAUCUUCAAUCGGCUUGCUAAGGAGUGCUGCGAAGAUUUAUUCGCCGAUAAACCAGGUCUCGAUAAUGGAGAACAGAAAGUCAUCAUUAACAUUGCUGGUCUCCGAUUUGAGACGCAGUUCAAAACCUUGGACCAGUUUCCUGAAACCCUGCUUGGAGACCCUUUGAAGAGAAUGGAGUACUUCGAUCCAAUGAGGAAUGAGUAUUUCUUUGAUCGGAACAGACCUAGUUUUGACGGAAUCUUGUAUUACUACCAAUCAGGGGGUAAGAUCAGACGACCAGCUAAUGUUCCCCUUGAUGUGUUUGCAGAUGAAAUUGUGUUUUAUGAGCUUGGAACUGAGGCCUUGGAGCAGUUCAGAGAAGAUGAAGGAUUUAUAAAGGAUGUUGACAUACCUCUACCUUCUAAUGACAUGUUUAAGCAAUUCUGGUUACUGUUUGAGUACCCAGAGAGCUCCAAUGCUGCCCGGGGUGUAGCACUUGUGUCUGUUUUUGUUAUUGUCAUAUCCAUCAUUAUUUUCUGCAUGGAAACUCUUCCGGAAUUUAGAGAUGACUCUGACCCAGUUGUACCCACAGCUCUACAACCUUUCAACCAAUCCAGAGGCAACACGGCUCCACCUGAUACCAAGACCACAACCUUCUCUGAUCCCUUCUUCAUCAUUGAGACCGCCUGCAUCAGCUGGUUUUUCUUUGAGCUCCUAGUGAGGUUUUUGGUCUGUCCCAGCAAAAAGGAAUUUUUCCACAACAUCAUGAACAUCAUUGACAUUAUAUCCAUAAUCCCCUAUUUUGUUACUGUGAUUACAGAAAUGAUCACAACGCCAGAAGUGAACUCAGGGCAAAACAUGUCUUUGGCCAUUCUUCGUAUCAUCCGCCUUGUCAGGGUGUUUCGUAUAUUUAAACUCUCGCGUCACUCCAAGGGACUGCAAAUCCUGGGACAGACUCUGAAAGCCAGUAUGCGUGAGCUUGGCUUGCUCAUCUUCUUCCUCUUCAUUGGAGUCAUUCUUUUCUCCAGUGCUAUCUACUUUGCUGAGGUAGAUGAGCCUAACACACAGUUUGUCAGCAUACCUGAUGGAUUCUGGUGGGCUGUGGUUACCAUGACCACGGUGGGCUAUGGGGACAUGUGUCCCAUCACCUUGGGGGGCAAGAUGGUGGGCACCCUGUGUGCCAUCGCAGGUGUGCUGACCAUCGCUUUGCCUGUUCCUGUUAUUGUCUCUAACUUCAACUACUUCUACCAUAGAGAGACAGAGGCAGAGGACAAGUUGCCGUUGAAAGAUGCUAAUGAGAAAGACAUGAAGGCUGAGACAGAGCAGGGUAGCAACACCUCGCUCAAUAUACCCAAUGGCAUCUGGCAGACAUUCAAUUAACUGAAGCACUCUGUUAAGAAGAAGAAGAAACUUCCACAAAGCAGUGUAAUCAUUUUUAAGAUAUAUAGAAUAUGCAGAGAUUUAACUUUCAUGAUUUGUCUUGAAGAAGGACUUAGUGAGGUAUCUUGUUUGUAUACUUAAAAAAUAUGUUUUAUAGUAAAAUACAGGGAAUACCCUAAUUACCUCUUUAGUGUCUAUUAUGAGAAUGACACACUGUAAAUAUCAAACAAGUCAUGUUCAAGAUGUCAACAUAAUAAGAGUUUACUUUGUGUUAGGACAAUUUGUUUGUUAAGCAUAAAAAAACCCUUAUUGUCAUAUUUCAGCCGUAUAUAUGUUAAAAGAUGUUUUUUAUAAUUGUGUUUUUAUUUGUAGUAUCUUAGCCAUUAAUCCUAAUGCUCAUAGCAUUUUGCGCACCAGCUUGACUGCUGAGAUUUUGGACACACGGACUUGAAACAAAACUUUAAAAAGAGUAAAAUGUCUUUGAGGGCCAUGAAAGUACAAGAGUUAUAGAGGUUUAACCAGACACAUUUAAUGAAAAUAAAAGAGAAGAGUUAAAUGCCACCUGCCCGCUUGUUAGAUGGAGCCCCUUCUUGGCUCAAUUUAUAGGAAUGACCUUUCUAAGGCAAACUACUAGAGCAAAGACUUCCUGCAGAUGUGCAAAAUCAUCAAGUGAUAGGACUGAUGGCCAAUCCUACUUAAAUAGGACCAAGGUUGUUUGAGAAAAUAUUGCAAAACACAAAUAUAUGUCAAAAAAAAAUGUCAGUAAAAUGUGUAUCUUGUAUAUAUUUUGUGGGAUAUAGCCCUGCUGUAUUUAUUUAUUUAUUUUCAAAAACGUCAUACGAUUUCAUUGUAUUUAGUCAUUCUCUCUGAUACGUAUCAUGGGUAACAAUACUACACUAAUUAUGUGGUCUGACUUCACACUAUGUAUUUAAUGGAGUGCCUUAAAAUACGUAUUUAGGAAACUGUUGAACUCGCCAUACACCCAUCAUCAUGCAUAUAUACUUUUUGUUUUUCCUUUCAGCUUGGUUGAAAAUGUACAAGUUGUUCCGACUUCUGGCAUUUGAUUGUGAGAGUUAUUUUCCAAAAUGCUCUCCGACACAGAAAUGCAUUCUGACCUGAAUACAGUCUAUUGUAGCCAAAGUACCGCAAAGAUUGAAUCUGUUUGGGAAGCAUAUACCCUUUGGAUCUCAUGCUAUAAACAUCAUCACUAUCCAUAAGUGGACAUCAUAUUGACAGAGUAAAAGUUUCAGUUACAAUGUGAUCAGAAAAAAAAGAGGAAGUAGUGAAAAUCCAAAGAUGACUGUGAAUACAGGGUACAAAGAGAACUGUUACAGGGCUGUUGCAGGACUAAUUGUAAAUUAUGCUGUGUUUAUUGCAAUGUCAAAAAUUGUUUGUUUUUGUAUCUGGUAUUUACUGAUUAUAAAAUAAAUGUUUGAAAGUAAGUGGCAUGUAAUUAUAGCUCCAGGAUAUUAUCUCAAAAUAGCUUUAGUCUUGUAUAAUG
Messenger RNA from Platichthys flesus (European flounder), 3229 nucleotides. It is a transcript of the gene kcna10a, whose product is annotated as potassium voltage-gated channel, shaker-related subfamily, member 10a. Bases 1 to 1728 code for a protein of 575 amino acids. The transcript has a single exon. Gene Ontology annotation, molecular function: protein binding; delayed rectifier potassium channel activity. Gene Ontology annotation, biological process: protein homooligomerization; potassium ion transmembrane transport. Gene Ontology annotation, cellular component: membrane; voltage-gated potassium channel complex. NCBI's taxonomy places the organism in Eukaryota, Metazoa, Chordata, Actinopteri, Pleuronectiformes, Pleuronectidae. The record is from RefSeq and is a predicted model, not a curated record.